This is a messenger RNA of Pyrgilauda ruficollis (rufous-necked snowfinch), 7338 nucleotides long. RefSeq names its product transcription factor 7 (gene TCF7). Lineage: Eukaryota; Metazoa; Chordata; Aves; Passeriformes; Passeridae. The transcript has 12 exons. Gene Ontology annotation, biological process: canonical Wnt signaling pathway; regulation of transcription by RNA polymerase II. The record is from RefSeq and is a predicted model, not a curated record. Bases 99 to 1586 code for a protein of 495 amino acids. Gene Ontology annotation, cellular component: beta-catenin-TCF complex. Gene Ontology annotation, molecular function: RNA polymerase II cis-regulatory region sequence-specific DNA binding; DNA-binding transcription factor activity, RNA polymerase II-specific.
AGGUAGAGAAAAAAAAAUAAUUGCGAAGGGCUUGAUCCGGGAGAACAAUACUCGCCGGGAAAGUUGCUGCGCGGCGGGGAGGGAGCGGCGGGAGGAAAAUGCCGCAGCUGGGCAGCGGCGGCGGGGACGACCUGGGCGCCACGGACGAGAUGCUGGCCUUCAAGGACGAGGGCGAGCAGGAGGAGAAGAUCCCCGAGAACGCCUUCACCGAGCGCGACCUGGCCGACCUCAAGUCCUCGCUGGUGAACGAGUCCGAAGGCAGCGGCAGCCCGGCCGCCGCCGCCGCCGAUCCCGAGGCCCUCCGGCGAGUGCAGGAUCCGCAGAGGGUGUACCAGGAGAAGCUCCCGGACCACAUGGAUGAUGGUAUGAAACAUCAGGACCCAGGGAUGUAUAAAGGAUCUGCCUAUUCUGGUUACCCUUUCCUGAUGCUCUCAGAUCCGUAUCUGCCCAAUGGAUCUAUGUCACCGCUGUCCAACAAAGUUCCCGUCGUGCAGCCGUCGCACGGAGUGCACCCGCUGACCCCGCUCAUCCCGUACAGCAACGAGCAUUUCAGCCACGGCUCCCACUCCCCCCACCUGCCCGCUGACAUCAACCAGAAACAAGGAGUGCACCGUCCUUCCCAGACCUCAGACAUCCCUGGUUUCUACCCGCUGCCCCCCGCUGGAGUGGGCCAGAUCACGCCGUCGAUGGGAUGGCAGAGCCAGUCUGUCUAUCCGCUCCCGUCAUGUGGAUUUAGACAGCCGUACUCGUCAGCGCUUUCUGCUGGGGCUUCUUUCUCCAGGUUCACUCACCCGCUGAUGCUGGGCUCUGGCAUGCACACCACUGGCAUCCCGCACCCCGCCAUCGUGCCCCACUCCGGCAAGCAAGAGAUGGAGCACUACGACCGAAACAUGAAACCUCAACCAGAACCAAAGAGAGAGAAGGAAGCCAAGAAGCCCACUAUUAAGAAGCCCCUGAACGCUUUCAUGUUGUAUAUGAAAGAAAUGCGGGCGAAAGUCAUCGCCGAGUGCACCCUGAAAGAGAGUGCUGCCAUCAACCAGAUCUUGGGAAGGAGGUGGCACGCGCUGUCCCGGGAGGAACAAGCCAAGUACUACGAACUGGCUCGCAAGGAACGGCAGCUCCACAUGCAGCUCUACCCCGGCUGGUCUGCCAGAGACAACUACGGGAAAAAGAAGAGACGAACACGAGAAAAGCAGCAAGAUUCCAGCUCAGAUCCUGCCUCUCCUAAGAAAUGCAGAGCUCGCUUUGGCCUCAACCAACAAACGGACUGGUGCGGCCCGUGCAGGAGGAAAAAGAAGUGCAUUCGGUACCUACAAGGAGAAGGACGCUGUGCCAGCCCAGUUUCUUCCGAUGGAAGUGCUAUAGACUCCCCUCCAUCCCCACCGGACGCACUCCGAUGCAUCCCCUCCGCCUUCCCGUCAGAGCAGCUCGCAGCCCCCGCCGACCCCGCGCACCGCGACCAGCCCGACCCCUGCCCCGUGUCCGCGCACCUCCCGCCCGCCUCCGGCCCCUCCAGACCCGGCGCCCGGCGCUCCUCGGCGCCCGCCGCGCCCCCCGCCUACAGCCGCGCCUCCUCGGGGACAUAGUCCCUGCACUCCGCCCGCCCGCCUGGUUCCGCUGCCCCCGGAGGAGGACCAGAGGCCCAGCCAAAUCCCCAUCUCACUGUAAAACAUGCAAAGUUUGGCGACAGGAUGACUUAAGGAUGAUGGAAAACUCACUUGGCUGGGGUUUUUUUGGAGGGGAGGGGUGAUAAAGAUAGAAAAGCAAUUUCAAAAAAAAAAAAAAAGGUAAAAAAUAAGUACUUGCCAAAAUUUAAAGUGCUGAUGAGUAAACAAGCCUUUUGUCCCUGCCCUGUGAUGCUUUUUUUUUUGUUUGUUUGGGGUUUUGUUUUGGUUUCUUUUUAACUGCAUUAUCUCCAAGUGUGGCAGAGAGCAGAGCCACAUCCCCAGCUUGCUGCCGUAGGUGGUAGGUGCUGUCAGUCUAACCCUGGCUUCCACUCCCUGCCCUCCGAGCUGCUUGAAAGUGUAGUCACUCACAGAUCUCCCAUAGCCGCUACACCAAGGAGCUGGAAAAGCUGGAAUAGGAGAAUUUUUUAAAAGCCCAUAUGUCUGAAAAGGAAACGAAGCGAUGCCAGCAUUCUGAUCUGACCGGGUAAAAGAGGAAUUAAAUAUUUAAAGCAAUGAGGUGAAUUUUUUGAACUUCUUGUUUGAGAACAGGCAGAUGUUGUUUGCAGGUAACAGGCCUCUGUGCAGACAUGUUCCGUUCCACAGUUGUACAGCAAGGCAGAGGACAAGGGAGCACCAGCCAGGCAAAGGAGCACAGACCAGCUGCUGGAAGGGCUGAUGGUUGCUCAGGGCAUCAGUCAGGUGCAGGUCUGCCCUGCUGUUAGGAACUGUCCUCUGCAGAUGUGGAGAUGGUCAGAAAUCCCAGCAGACAGACUGGCCAAAGCCUCAGAAAUCAGUCUGUUGCUUUUGUAGGCUCUGAUCGAGCUCUGCACCUCCACAGCAGUGAGCAGGGCAGGGCAUGUGGGGAGCCAGCAGCCCCAGCAGGCUGGCCAGUGGUGCAGUAGCACACCAGCCAGGGCUGAGGACCACGCUGGCCAGAGGUGCAGUAGCACACCACCAAGGGCUGAGGACCACGCUGGCCAGAGGAGCAGUAGCACACCAGCCAGGGCUGAGGACCACGCUGGCCCAGCAGGUCCUUCAGGGGAGGUGUGAGCUCUCCUGUGGCAGGGCAGUGUGAGCAGCGUGGCAGCACAGCAGCACUCGCUGCCCUGCUCUGCAGGCAUCUGUCUGUCCAUACCCUCGGUGAGAUAAGAACCCUCUUUCUCAUGACUCAGUGUAGAACUUUUUAAAAAACCUUAUUCUAGCUUUUUCUGAAAGAUUCUCCCUCCCCCCCAAUGACGAUGCCAAAUGUUAAUGCAUUCUCUCCAGCUUUAAAAUAUUUACCAUUUUCUGGUAUUGUAUUUAUAUUUUGAGUUUGAUAAACAAAAAACACUGUGGAUGAAUUAUGAUAUCCAUGAACUGAUGUAAAUCCCAAAUAAUUCCAAGUUCUGGAUUUACUUCAGGUUUACAGUCUUCUCAGAGACCACAGUCUAGUCCAGUGCAGACUUUUUUUCCUGUAUGAAAGAAAUCUAUUCCAGACUGCUGAAGAGAAAAAUGACACCACACAGAGGUAGAGGGAGCACUAUUUUUUUCCUACUUGAUAGAUGGGUUUUGGAGUACUGAAUACAAAUUAUGUAGUAAUAUUAUUGUAGAACUGCAAGAAAUUUAAGAUGACCUUUAUAAUGUACAAACUAUUUUUAUAUUUUUUUCUUAAUGCAAAAACACAAACCAUAAUUUUUUACAUUGGAUUAAACAUAACUUUUUAACCGAGUUUAUGCCUCAAAGAUUUAAAAAUUUAAAAAAAAAGCCAAACCUAACUAGUCUAUAGAGCAGCUUUGGGUUUAGUCCCGUAAUUUAGAUGGUUUUGCUUCUAGUAGUGUAGAUUUUUUAUUUCUGGUUUUAGUUUUGAAGAUCUAAACCUCUUUCUUUAUUCCUCUCCUGUAUAAAUGUAACUUCAGAAGCACUGACAGAAAGAUAUGUGCACAAAUCUGACAAGUUUGCAAAGUCAUUUUGAAGUUUGAAUCAUUUUAAGCCUUGGAGAAGUAGCAUUACCUGAUGCAAUGCUAAGUGUACACUUUUGUACGGACUGCACUCAGAGGGUUAAUUACACAGCACUAGACCGAUAUGCAAUUUGCUCAUUUUAAAUUAUUUUAGCAAGCUUAGCCAACAGCAUGUUCCGGUGCUGAACAGAGAAACUCAGUAGACUUGCCAGACCUGAUAUGGUCUCUUUAAUCAUUUGAUUUUCAAGCAAACAAACAAAAAAACCAGCUUUAAAAAUGGCUGUGUCUCAGCUCAUCAUUUGUCACUCUGAGACUCUGCUGUAAGGUGCUGUAAGUGUCACCUACUGGAAACACCAGAGAUGACAGACCAGCCACCAUAGCCUGGUGUACCCAUACUGGGUGUAAGGCUGGUGCAACUCAACACCCCACUGCUAUUGCGUGGUGUGAUGACAGAUGGAACUUAGCAAAGCGAAGGCAGGUAGAAAAGAAAAAGCAGAUGUGUCUAAAUAACACCAGAGGAAAUUUCUGGGAAAGUCCUAAUCAGUAUUAAACUGGCCGAGGCACCUCAUUCAUUUCACACCCUGGGACUUUCACCCACUUAUUUCAAGGCUCCUCUGGUGAGUCCCUGCCUCGACCAGCAAAAGGCUCAUCUGCAUUACAGCCUCCUCUCACCAUUGUUAUUCCAACUGAUUCCUGCAAAAGCUCCUUAGUGACACCUAACCCGCCCUCUCCAGGAGCCCUUCCGUGUGCCCUCGGCACAGAAGCAUGAUCAGAGCUGGAGCAGUCACAGCCACAGCACUGUGUGUGCUCUGCUCUGUACAUACAGGCCAGACCUUACCCUGUGCUUCCAGCUGCUGCAGGAUAAACUCACAAUACCCACUUGUGAUAUACUAAACUGAGAAAAUGUCAUUAUUUUUAUCCCAAAACACAGAAAAGAUACUGUUUUUGACCGCCCCUUUCCAAGACAAAACAGCAUGACUGACUUCUGUUCCACGGCCCCAUGGCUGAUAACCAAUGCCAAAACAAACUUAUUAAUACCAAAAAAGUGUCUUUCAAACUGCUAUAUGAAGUGUUGCUAUUUUGUGUUAAUACUCUUUUUAAUAAAAGGAAGACUUUGCCCUGAAGUUUUUAUCUCAACAAGAAUUUUUUUGAGUUAUUUUACAGCAAUUUUAACUCUUCCUGAAAUACGUAUUUGAAUUCCUGGAAUCAGUCUGAAUGUAGAAGUCAUGGAAGUACCACUUCAUUAAAACAAGUAAAACCACUGUAUGUAUGUAGCAGGGAUAAAUGUUUUGCAGCUGUACCUUCAUUUGUCCAAUGACUAUCCAUCAUUUGUUGUAAUUUUUUUACUUCACUGAGUUUGUAUUUUUUGGCUUUUAUGUUCAAAGUAUGUUUAUAGCUUUAUAAAUAAAGUAAUUGCCAGAUUGGCUGUUCAAAAGAGGCCACUGGAAGUUAUAAUGCUAUCAAACUCUCAAGUAACUAUUUCUUAGCAUUCAAGAGGAUUCCUGCUUGCUUUUGUUUUUUCCCUUCAGCAUUUGUAUGGUUGAAUAGUUUUUAGAAUAACUGCCAAUAACCUUCAGUGGGUAAGACUGAAAUACUAAGCCGAGGGUACAAAGAAAAUACUUUUUUCCUACAAUUCCUACUGACACACAGCCUUGCCUCUCCCUACCCCCACACUCAAUCCAAGAGAAGCCUGAUCCCUGAUCAUGCACUGACUUUAAAAAAAAAAAAAAAUUAGGGGGGAAAAAAAGUCCCAGCUUUAAUACAAGUUAAACAGCAACAGAAAGUUUAACAGUGGGAAAUCAGUCUCUCCUGCUUUCUGGAAUUUCAGAGUACACAGCCAGUGCCUGUUACAGCAGCAAGAGCAGAUUCAGCUGAAGCAUGGAACACAGGCAGCAGCCACAGCACAGCCCAAACUGUCAGCACCUCCCCAGUGUCUUUCUCUACAGCUGAGCACCAGUAUUACUGGAGUAGGUAAGACAACUGAGAUUAAAAAAACCAGUCCUUUCCUGCUGACAUCCCUGUCAGGCAGCUACAGAAUUUGAAUCUGGCUGAAGUCUGAGUCAGUACUGCAGGGGAAUUUCAAUUAGAGAAAGUAAGUUGUAUGCAAUCAUAACUACCAAGACUAGUGAGAGUAUUACGAAUCUGCCAAAGCUACACAAAUGCCUUGAGCACACAGAGCAGCCCUCCCCUACACCUCCACAGCUACUUCAGUGCCAACAGCCAAGUGUCACAACCUGGGGCUUCAGCACAGGCCCCAGCACUGCACAUCUGACCAGCGCAGCUCAGGCUUUGGGCCAGCUGCUCUCACAACUGCCAAGUUUUAUCCCAGGUGUGGUUAAGCAGGCACAGCACAGUUGGAGCAGUGCAACGAGGAAGAUAAACUGUGUCUUUGUCUCUCCCUCACCCUGAAGCAGCACGAGGCAUCGUGCAAGGCGGUGGCUGCUGACAAACAUUAACACUGGGCUCGUGACAAGCACCCAAAGGAAUUUACACAGGCUGCUGCCACCAAACAAUUACACCAGGCUUCUGAAUAUUAACUACAAACAUAGCCACAGAACAGACAUCACAUUUUCCUCUAGUAGCACUUCUAAACUGAGGUGCAUUGUUUGCAAUACAGGCUCCUGGAAAGGUUUCAGCAUGUCCAAAUGUAGCAGUGGAGUAUUUCAUGGCCACUGACAAUGUCUAAUUCACCCAAUAUAAUGCACAGCAGCACAAAGGCAAGCCCCAUAACCUCUGAGGAACCAGAUGUGAGGAGCAGUUGUAUCCAAAGCAUGGGUUUGAAUACUACUUUAUAGCAAAUUCUGAAUGCUUUCAUAAUUGUUACAUCCAAGAAUGUAGGCAAUCUUGGUAAGCCAUCAAAAAACCAUCACCCAACUUCAUCUCCAAGUUGCCCACUGUGUCUGACCAGUACCCUGCAUUAGUCACUUAAAAACUUCACAUCUGUUUUAUUUCAAUUAACCACUGCCUCAGUGCUAUUAUUUCUACACUUACUACUAAGUGACAGUAAAAUUGUCUAGUUCCAAAUAACUAGAACCAUUUGCAAACAAAAGUUUAAAAGCCCUUUAUUAAUUCAGAAGUGAAACACCAAUAUUUCAAGUGAGAUAAGUAUGUUUAUUAAGGUUCAUUCUACUCUAAGGUUUAUACAGAGAAUGGAAUGCAAUACAAGCUAAGAGCACACCUCAAAGAUCUACCACACAACCAUCCCCCUACUCCCUAUAAGGGAACUGUAAAAAAAAAAAAAAAUCAGAAAACCAGUUACUGUUUAACUAGUUGCAAGUGGCUUUGUCCAAAGAAGUUAAGCUUGAUAUUGCAUUAGCUUUGUAUGCAAUAAUUAAGUCUCUACAAGCUGAAGUAUCACAUACAGAGGCAUAAGAUUUCCUGUGGACACAUGAAACCAUGUUUCCAAGAGCUACAUCACAAGGGUCUUUCAAACUGCCUAAAAACCAGCCACUAAUAGCAUGCACAGGUCAAUAAUAUUAACUUUGGUAAUGUCAGUCAUUUUUGGUCAAAUCUGGAUUCCACUUGAAACAGUAACAAUUAUAAAAACACACCCAUCCUGUGCAUAAAGCAACACACUUUAUUUGCUAUCACCUAGAGGCAGGUCUUCAAGACAUGGCUGAAGUAUUCAAACUUAACUGUCAGGAGCUUGUUCAGUUCUAAAUCACAUUUUCACUAGUCUAUAAGGCAAGACUAAAAGGACAAGAAAGUGGUCAAAUAUUUAAUUUUUUUUAAAU